CAAAUAUUUACGUUUAAAGGAGAUCUUAUUUCAAAAACAUUAGGGGUAUACUGGAACCCGAAAGAAGACUGCUUUAUGUUUCAAUCGUCAUUUGAUUUCUCGAAUAAGACGACCAAAAGAGCGCUUCUAUCAGAUAUAUCGAAGCUGUUUGACCCACUGGGUUGGUUAGCUCCUGCAAUUACAGCUAUGAAAAUAAUUUUUCAAGAAGUAUGGAAGCAAAACAUUAAGUGGGAUGAUCAAAUCCCUACUUCUAUUUUGAAAAAAUGGAAGCAAUUUAAAGAAGAAAUAGAACUAAGUAUUUCUAAAAUAAGGAUCCCGAGGUGGUUGCAAACUAGUCCGGACAGCACAUUAGAGCUACAUGGAUUUUGUGAUGCAUCAAAUAAAGCAUAUGCCGCAGUUAUUUACUGUCGAAUAAACAACAAGGUUUCAUUGGUGGCAGCCAAAACAAAAUUGGUACCCGUUAAAGGAAAAAUCUCUAUUCCGAGAGGUGAAUUAUGUGGAGCGGUUUUAUUAACAAAGCUGUUUAAUAAAGUUAAAGCAUGUUUAGGGUAUAAUAAAAUUAAAUGUUACGGUUGGACGGAUUCCAUGGUAACCUUGGGGUGGAUACAGGGACAGCCUGAGAAAUGGAAGCCAUUUGUAAGCAACAGAGUCAAGCAAAUUGUUCAAGAUAUGCCGUCAAACACGUGGCGCUAUGUUAAAUCAGAGGAAAACCCCGCAGACUGCGCCAGUCGUGGUAUUUCCGUCAAACAACUUGAAAUGCACUCUUUAUGGUGGAAUGGUCCAUCAUGGCUUCCUUUAUAUAGGAAUGACAAGGAAACUCAGUCAUAUUUUACGAAGGAAGAAGAAAAAAAUCAAUAUUUAGUUAAUAUAGUACAAGGUACAGAUAACACAGUAAAGGGAAUAAUACAAAACUGCAGUAGUUUCUCACGGGCAAUCAGGAUAGUUGCUUGGAUAUUACGGCUUUUACCAAGAAAUAAGGAUAAAAGGGAACGAUACCUUACAUUAGCUGAAGUCAAGGAAGCGAAACGGAAGAUAAUUCGCAACGUACAAGAAGACGACUUCUUCUAUGAGAUAGAAAAGUUGAGAAGAAAGGAGAGCAUUAAUAAAAGUACACUAAUUGCAUUGAAUCCAUAUCUUGGACAGGAUGGCCUUCUUCGUGUGGGGGGAAGGUUGCGAAAUGCCUUCAUUAGUAAAGACAUGCAACAUCCCAUUAUAAUUUCACAUACUGGUAGGCUGACUGACUUAAUAAUAGACCAAGCGCAUAAGCUUACCUUUCAUGGCGGCGCAGAAGAACAAUUUGCCACCACAAUUACGGAUAUGGAAAUAAACUGGCAUUUCAAUGCACCUGCAUGGCCCUCUGCUGGCGGAUUAUGGGAAGCAGCUGUUAAAAGCUUAAAGGCUCAUACAAAGAAGAAGAUCCGGAGGAUAUUAAUUUUCUAACACCAGCUCAUUUCUUAACUGGGGGCCCUACACUUUCAUUAUUGCCCACCGAAAAUGACUUAAGAACGAGAUGGUACUUAGUGGAGAAAACUUUCCAAGACAUAUGGAAGAGGUGGCAAUCGGAAUACUUGCCUACAUUGACAUCUCGAAGUAAAUGGCAAAAACCACGAGAAAACUUAAAAUUACAAGACUUGGUCGCUAUUCACGACGCGAAUAUUCCUCCCGGAAAAUGGGCUAUGGGCAGAGUUGUAGAAUUACAUCCAGGCACUGAUAAUAUCGUCAGAGUAGUUUCGCUAAAGACAAAGAACGGAGUAAUCAAACGGCCAAUUGUCAAAUUAAGUCCCUUGCCAGUGCAGAACAGCAGUAAAGAAGCAGCCGAAAACGAAUCAAACAUAUCUGCAAAACCACGGCCCAUACUACGAAAGGGUCUCGGUAACGUUUUAGCGAUAAUGCUUUCGUUUAUAUUUUUUUUAACAUACGUAUCAGCUACGCAUCCGGAAAAUUAUAAUAUAAGUACAUUCAACAAUAAUAAGGGGUUAUACUUAGACAAAAUAAGUAAUAUGCAAUUAAUUCAGGAAAAAUGGAGAAUCGUUGUCUACUAUGAGAUGAAACCCUAUUGGGAAGGUGAAAAGGCAUUCGAACAAUAUUAUAAAACUUUACAAGGCAUGUGUUCUGCCCUCGAUGAAAAAACACAUUGCGAAAUUACUAUGAAUCAAUUACGUCAUAGCUUCGAGGAACUCAAAUACUACGAUCAGGUGUUGCUUACGCAGCACCCGGGCACGCGCUCGAAGCGGCGUCGGCGCGGCCUUAUCAACGGUGUCGGAUACGCGGCACACUCCUUAUUCGGAGUAUUGGACGAAUCAUUCGCUGAACAAUAUCAAAAGGAUAUCUCUUUAGUUAAAGAGAAUGAGCAGCAUUUGGCAAACCUGUGGAAAAAUCAGACAUCAGUUCUGGAAGCAGAGUACAAUCUCAUGAAGCGGUCAGAGGAAGAAAAUUAUAAUUUACGAAAAUUAAUAAAUCGACACGCAAAUGAAGUUAAGAAGGCAAUUACUACUCAAGUCACUGAAAUCAAUAGACUAGAGCGCAUUACUCAGUUUACUCUUGACAGCAUUUCAGCAACAAACGUACUUGCUAAUUUAAGGAAUAUGCAGGAGUAUCUGAUUGACACCAUCACCGAUAUUUACCAUGGUCGAUUUAAUUUUCACCUUAUUUCGUCGGAACAAUUACGCAGGGAAUUAAAUAUAAUAUCCAAUCAUAUUUCAACAGAUCUUUCUUUGCCAAUUAAUAAUAGUCAAAAACAAUUUGGCAAUAUAUAUAAAUUUUUAAGAGUUAAGGCAAGGAUGCUUUAUGAGCAAUUAAUAUUGGAAAUCUCGGUUCCGCUUGUCAGCCGAGAUGGUUUUGAAAUCUAUAAUGUGAUUUCUGUUCCUUAUAAGAGUGACGCACUUACGAUGGUCAAAAUUGUCCCUAUUUCAGAUCUCGUCGCAAUAAACAAAGAAAAAAAUUCAUACAUACAGAUGUCAGAAAAUGAAUUGCUAUCAAGUUGUGAUUAUUAUUCCGAUAUUUAUUAUUGUAACCUACCUAAACUGUUUUAUAAUAUGAAACCAGAAGAUAGCUUAUGUAAGACAGGAAUGAAAAAGCAAUGUCAGUUUGAGAAAAUGCCAUGCGAUAACGAGUGGAUUGACCUGAAUAAAAAGAAUACAUAUUUAUACUUUUGUUGUGAUCGGUGUCCAUUACAUAUUAUGUGUGGCGAUCAAAUUUCUGCAGAACAAUUAAAUACGACUGGAUUAAUAAGCAUAGGUCAUGGUUGCAUGUUACGCAACAAGAAAGGUGUCAUUUAUGCUCAUAACGAGUAUCAGAAUGUGCUCAAGACUGGACCAAUGGUUUAUUCGCCUUAUAUGGAUUCAAUUAAUAAUAUGAUAAAUGUGUCCUUAUCCUCGGAUGUUAUUGAAAAUUCAAAAAACAACUACACAAUUAAUAGUCUUGAUAAAAUAGGCACGGAUCUGGAAGAUAUGCGAAAGGAGGCUCCCAUAAUUAGUAGUGUGACAUUUCACGACGUACAUCAGUAUAUUGCCUUAUACUCUAUUUUGGGCAUCUUCGUCGUGGUAGGAGCGAUUCUAUUGUUGCGGAGGUUUCGUCGAGCAGGUACGGUAGCACCUGUCCAGCAGAUACCAUCUGGCCAAGCAACAAUUCCAAUACAGAAAACAAUUGAUGGGCAGCAGGAGACGUCGAUAGCGGCAUUGGCAGCAGCAGUGGCAGCCAGUCUCGCAAUGGGCUCUACAGAACCCACCCGGGACCGGACUCCGAUAGGUCUUAGUGUUAGUGAUAGUGCCGUGGAUUGGUGUAGGAAGUGUUAGCAUAAGUUUAGAGACUUUAAGUACCUCCUAGAGACUAUUAAGCACGUAAUGGAUUCAUCUUGUAAAGCACUACAUAUUCAUCUUGCACUUUUUGCCUGGGGGAGUAUGUACGAGCCAAAGCUGUACAUUUUGCUCACUCAGGCUAUCUUAGAAUUAUAAGCGUGAUGAUCCCUAUGUACGUGCCAAGGUUCG
This is a messenger RNA of Pieris brassicae (large cabbage white), 3986 nucleotides long. RefSeq lists its product as uncharacterized. The transcript is spliced from 2 exons. The record is from RefSeq and is a predicted model, not a curated record. NCBI's taxonomy places the organism in Eukaryota, Metazoa, Arthropoda, Insecta, Lepidoptera, Pieridae. Gene Ontology annotation, molecular function: nucleic acid binding. The coding region runs from base 76 to 1440 and encodes 454 amino acids.